Molecule: messenger RNA, 809 nt
Organism: Ciona intestinalis (vase tunicate)
Lineage: Eukaryota; Metazoa; Chordata; Ascidiacea; Phlebobranchia; Cionidae
Source: RefSeq, a predicted model, not a curated record
AAAAUACAUAUUAUUACAAAAGCAGAUGCCGUAUACAAAACGGUUGAUAAGUUGUCCAGAUAUGAAAGAAGAUGCAGCGUCUUCUAUUUUACUCAUCGGUGAUUUGGGUUUACAAUUACAAAGUUUAGCAUCAAGAUUGCUGGAAAUUGCCGACCAACAAAAUGUUUAUUUAAAAGUCCAUACGUCAAAUGAAUUGCCGAUUACCGCUGAAGAAAGGGAUCUUUCACUUACUGUUUCACUAAUUGUUCUUCUUGUAAAUCUUAAUGGUAAAAAUACAAUGAUGAGUUGCCAGCGGUCUGCUAAAUUUAUCCCAUUACCAUUCUAUCUUGGAAGGUUAAUAUUGGUCGGUCUUAACAUUGCUUGUGAGGAGAAAUGGUCUGUGGGACCUGAGGAAGUUUCAGACUUUUCAUCACAAUGUGAUUGUCCGGUUAUUUGGGGAAACUUAAGUAAUGAAGAGAGUCUUAACAGUUUAUGUCAACAGCUUUUACAUCUCUUAAAACAAUUGUCGGUUGAACUUUGUGUUACAAGUUUGUGCAGUGGCAGUUCGUCAAUGCUGGACACCAUUAAUUCAUGAUGUUUGGAUUUUUUAUUAACCACCCUUAGUAUUUGGUAUAGAUAUCUGAAACAUGUAGCCCUCCUAAUUGUAUUGGCCAAAAGUGCAUUUAAAAUACUUUCAAGAAAUGUUACAUAAGUGCGUUUAUUACAUUAAUUUGUAAUUUUUUACUUUCUGCUAAUAUUUUUACACGUAACUACUAGAAUCUAUUUUACUUCCUGUUCUGUUUGAUAAUGAAUGAAUGAAUGAAUGAAUG